Messenger RNA from Adineta ricciae, 822 nucleotides. NCBI's taxonomy places the organism in Eukaryota, Metazoa, Rotifera, Eurotatoria, Adinetida, Adinetidae. The record is from the annotation of a GenBank genome assembly.
AUGACUUGGUUGAAUGAUUGGCUUAUGGAACAUGUCGAUUUCUAUCGAUACGCGUUGAAACAAGCUGACUAUCGGACGAAAGAUUGGUUUUUAUUAUGGGCUGAUCCAAUUCCAACACUUUUCCUGACGUUUAUUUAUCUCCUGAUUGUCUAUUUCGGUCCAAAAUAUAUGAAAAAUCGGGCAGAAGUUCGUGUUCCGGCUAUGAUACUCUUUCUCUACAAUAUGGCUCUCGUUGUUUUGUCAGGAUAUAUGGUGACCGAGAUUUUUUUGGGUGUUUAUCGUAGUCGAUAUAAUGUAAUUUGUCAGAGAAUGAUUGUGACGAAUGAUAAAAAUGAAAUGCGAGUAGCGAAUGCUCUAUGGUAUUAUUAUUUUUCGAAAUUAAUCGAGUUUUUGGAUACGAUAUUCAUGAUUAUUCGAAAGCGCUUCAACCAAAUUACAUUUCUACAUGUUUUCCAUCAUUCAACUAUGUUUUUUCUCUGGUGGAUUGUUUUAACAUGGGUACCGGGUGGACAAGCGUGGAUGGGACCGUUUUUAAAUUCAAUCGUUCAUGUUUUUAUGUAUUCGUAUUACGGUUUGUCAGUUUUUCCAUCAUUACGCGAUAAACUUUGGUGGAAACGAUACAUAACAAUGUUGCAACUUACACAAUUUGUCAUUGUUUUAACUCAUACAUUUGGAGGAAUUAUUUAUGGAUGCGAUUAUCCAUUGUGGGGUCAAUUGAUGCUCGGUGGUUACAUGGUUAUAAUGUUAUUGUUGUUCCGGAAUUUUUAUGUUCAGGAAUAUAAAACAAGAGAUAAACGGGUUAAACAACGUAAAGACAAAUGA